Trichomonas vaginalis G3 is the source of this 474-nucleotide messenger RNA. RefSeq names its product histone ubiquitination. The transcript has a single exon. The record is from RefSeq and is a predicted model, not a curated record. Gene Ontology annotation, molecular function: ubiquitin conjugating enzyme activity. Lineage: Eukaryota; Parabasalia; Trichomonadida; Trichomonadidae. Gene Ontology annotation, biological process: DNA repair; proteasome-mediated ubiquitin-dependent protein catabolic process; protein polyubiquitination. The coding region runs from base 1 to 474 and encodes 157 amino acids.
AUGACUGCUGCGCGUAAAGCUAUCAGCGAUUAUCGGAUGUUAAAAGCUAUGAAUCUUCAAAACAUUAAUGCUAGACCUAAUGAAAAUGACGUUUUACAUUGGUAUGCGUUAUUUUAUGGUUUCGAAAGUACUCCUUGGGAAGAUGGAGUUUUUUCAGUUGAUAUACAACUUCCACAAGACUAUCCUAAUUCACAUCCUGUAUCAAUUCGAUUUACAACGCCAAUUAUUCAUCCAAAUGUAGACGCAAAUGGAAAUGUUUGUCAUAAUAUUCUUUUUAAUGAAUGGGAUCCUUCAUACAAUAUAUAUACGAUACUAAUAUCAAUUUAUUUACUAAUUAUAGAACCAAAUACAAAUGAACCUGCAAAUCCUGAAAUAGCUCAAUUGUAUACUAAUAACAAUGCAGAAUAUAAUAGAAUGGUCCAUGAAUGCGUCGAAAAUUCAUGGCUAACAACAAAACAGCCUGAUGCUGAGUAG